CAUUUGCUCCGUAGAGAAACCUGUGGGAAGUCUGCAUGUCCUGGAUGAGGGAGUCUCCAGGUUUACAAAGUAAACCCGGGGGUUUACUUUGUAGAUGGACGAAGAUGUCUAGGUUCCUAGGGAAUGUUUAGUUAGAUGUUAAGUAACAAAAAUGCAACCAAUUUUAUUUUCAGAAUCCAACCCAUUAAACAGUUUGUGUAUGGGGCCGCUAGAUGUAUUCCAUUUAGCAAGUAGAAGUGAGGUCCAUAAAGCAGAGCAAAAAUAAAUGGUUUUUAUAGGUAGAAAAAGGGCAAGGGAAGCGGGAAUUAUUUGAGGCCUAAGAAACCCACCUAUGGAGACUGGAAACUCGAUCUUGUAGAUUAUUUCAUCUUCCUUUGAGGAAUGAAAAGAUUACUUCACUAGUGCUGAUCAGAAAAUUUCCACAUUGACUAGUUAAGACUACAUUUGUGGGUAAAGGAUUUUCACAACUUGCAGCUUCCAAAGAAAGUAACACAUGUCUACACAUCGCUGGAGUUUUUAAGUCAUUCAUGAGCCCAAAUGGUUCUCAGCACAUUUUCAUUCUUGGACAAGGACUGAGGAAGUGAAGUCAUGAUUACUGGGAAGGUGAUCAAAUAACAUAGGUAACUGCAGUCACCCAUCUGCUGCUGGCCAUCUUCAGAAAAGACUUAGGUGUAGCUCUCUUUUCAGGUUCUGGAAAUGCUAGAAAAAUCGCCAUGUCUUCUUCCAGACUGGGGCUCCGUUUGGCUGCCUGUUUACUAAACAUUUCAGAAGCCAGAAGAAAACACAUUGUUGAGAACAUAGCAAAAGCAGCUCUUGGGAAAAAUGGACAGAAACAUCCUGAAGUAUCAGUGCUCAACAUAUUUUCUGAUCAAGACUACAACAGAUCAGUCAUCACAAUAGCAGGCUCUAUUAAUGAGUUAGGCAAUUGUGUUCUGGCUGCCUGCGUGGAGGCCUUCCAGUCUGUUGAUAUGGGGGUUCAAGAGGGGAUCCACCCUUGCCUGGGAGCAGUGGACCUGGUUCCCAUCUACCCUCUCUGUGGUGUCGGAGUGGAAGAGUGUGGUGCUGUGGCCAGACGCCUUGCUGAGAAUCUGGUCCUACGUGUUCCCGGCAGCAGUGUGUUUCUUUUCGGUGAAGCUGACCUUCCUAGGAAGCGCAGCCUUGUCCAGAGAAGAAAGCAACUGGGUUGGUUCACAAGGAGGGAUUUCAGUGCACUUGAGCCUGACCUGGGAGCUACACCGGACCGAAGAUGUGGUUUAACAGGCAUUGGUGCCAGCCCAUACGUGAUGAACUGCAACGUUACCAUAGAUUCUCAAGACUUGGCUUUGGGAAAGGAGAUCGCUAGUGCCAUUCGGGGCUCAAAUGUGAAUGGAUUGAAGGGCGUCCAAGUGAUGGCUUUUCCCCAUGAAGGGAAAAUUGAGAUAGCUUGCAAUGUAGAGAGUUUUGAAGACCAAGACGUUACGGAAACCUCGGAAGACUCUCAAUAUAUCACUUAUGGUGUUCUUGGUGAUCAUUUUUCCUACAUAUCUCCUCAUUACAUAGAAGCUCAAGUUAAAAAGUUGGCGAGCGAUAGAGGAAUUGGUACUAUAGGGAGGGCAUUAAUUGGUUUUACACCCCAAGAAUGCAAGAACUGUGCUGAAUAUGCUAUACAGGAAAGUAUUGGGGAAUUCUGGAAGAUACGGGGAGGUGUGUUCAUGUGAUCCAAUAUAAGGCUUCAUUAAAGUUUUAAGGAAAAUUAUCAAUCAUUACAAAGUCUUCUUUGGACCAAUGAAGAUGAGGGGAAGAUACAGAGAACUUGAUGGUGUCUCUGUGUUGGAAAAUUAGAAACAUUCUCUGUUCAACAAUAAUAAGUAUUUAUAGAUUGUUCAUAAUCACCCUUAAUAUUUCUAGUCAUCAUUAAAACUUCACAGGGACUCACUUUGUGUUAACUUUCUGUACUUGUGUACUCCCAUGCCCUCCUGAAUCAACAGGGUUUAAUGGCCAUUGUUGCUGAGCCACCUUUAAUUAUCGUGGAAAAACAAAAUUGGCCUUGAUUUGUUUUCCUACGCUCUUUAUUCUCAAGUUUUGUAUUCAACUCAUACUUUUUUGAGUAAUUAGUUUUUUAAAUGUGUGCUUUAAGGGCCUCCCCGGUGUCGCAGUGGGUUGAGCGUUGCACUGUGAAGCUGUCCACAGCCUGGUUCAAUUCCCGGCGGGCCAGGGAGCUGCCCACAUGUCGCAGCAGGCCUCUCCUCGCCCGCUGUUCCCUUCAGCAGUGUCUUCAGUCUGCCUGUUCUGCUCCCCACUCUGUCUCUGGUGAAUUCUCUCACCCUCCCGUGCCUCUGGCCUGUACCCCAAUUCUUGUAUGGAUAAAUGAAUCUUUAAAAAAAAGUGUGUGCUUUAAAUCAUCAAGCACUAUGUAGCUAAAAAGCAGGUAAAAUUAUAAAAUAGCAUUCCUCUUUUGAGGCAUGGUUGUUUAGGAUGACCAAUUAUUGUUCAUUCUGGAAAUAACUCCAAAAGCCAGAUUUAUCUAGUUCUUUAAUGCAUGUGAAGGGAGAUGGAAUGAUGACAUUGGACAUGGCUUCAAUUGUGUUCAUCCUUUUUGGAAUUUAAAUGGGAAGUCUGAAGGUUUAGGGGAUAUGUUGUUUUUGAGCAGGGAGAAACCUAUCAGUGGAGGGUUGAGGGUGCCUUGUUGAUGGGUGUGGUGUGGGACAUACAUCUGAGGAGUUGUGAUCUUCCUAUACCUCUGAAUCACAUAUUUCAAACCAGUGCUAUCUCAAUAAAGUAAAAUAAAGAAUUUUAUUUAAAGGAAAUAAAAAAUAUAUAGCCUCAUUGUGAACUAAAAGGAGUCACUUGAUGAUUCUGUAAGUCCUUCAUGUAUAAAGUUAAGUCCUUACUUAACUUCAUGUAAGUCCUUAGUAUUCAUAUUGCUUUAAUACAAAAUGCUCUCUUUCCAUAAAACACACAAAACUCAAUUUUUCCAUAGGUUUUGUUUAGCAGGAAGGAUUAUGUUCUUUUCUAAUAAGAACACAU
This is a messenger RNA of Talpa occidentalis (Iberian mole), 3006 nucleotides long. RefSeq names its product formiminotransferase cyclodeaminase N-terminal like (gene FTCDNL1). The transcript has 8 exons. The coding region runs from base 714 to 1697 and encodes 327 amino acids. Gene Ontology annotation, molecular function: transferase activity; folic acid binding. The record is from RefSeq and is a predicted model, not a curated record. Lineage: Eukaryota; Metazoa; Chordata; Mammalia; Eulipotyphla; Talpidae.